AUGGCGCCGAAAGACAAAAGUAAGACUCCUGAAGGAGUGCCCACACCUGCGAGAAGUAAAGCAUACAAAGCACCAGGCCGUUUGGGAGAUCCGAGUAUGCAGCUAUACCAAGACCCGAGAGCGAAUGCUAAGCUGGUCGACAUCCUCUCGAAAUAUGGUAUCGAUCGAAACCGUGCUCCACCGUCUCUAGGGACCCUCCGGCCAGAUUCUACAAUGGAAGAUCUUUGGAAGAGCAUGGCGGAACCCGAGACAGGCUUCGAGAAGUUGUACGAGACACUGCCAAACGAGCUUCCUUCAGACGCGAUAGAGUUGGAGGUGGUAUGCGAGAUGCAGAAGAUACCUGGUCCAAGUGGUCGGUCCAUGAAGCUGCACAUUUUCCGACCAGAGCUGCGAGGCGGACCCUUGCCUGGAUUGAUAUAUCUACAUGGCGGGGCUAUGACGAUUCUGCGAGCAAUGAGCAAGGUCCAUCAGAGGUGGUGUUGCUCGCUUGCGGCACAAGGAAUGGUCGUGAUGAUGCUGGACUUUCGCAAUGCCUGGAGUCGGGAGGAAUACAAUCCGUUCCCUGCUGGCCUUGACGAUUGCUGCACGGCGGUGCACUACAUCCAUUUGCACAAAGAUCAGUUCAACAUUCGCAAUCUCGUGUUGCAAGGCGAUGAUGGAGGCGCCACCCUUGCACUAGCGACGGCUCUGCGUGCAAAUCGAGAAGGAUGGCAUUGUAUGUUGGACGGAGUGUAUGCCUCCUCGCCAAUGCUGAGUGCAGCGUAUGCCUGGCCCGAGGAACGAAAGCUCAGUGAGCUACCGAGCCUGGUAGAAUGCCAUGGUUACUACCUCAAUGUCGAUUAUCUUGGAUUCAUGGCGCAAGUCUAUACGCCGAAGUCUGGUGACAAGACAAAUCCUCUUGCUUGGCCAUUUCAUGCUACGACUGAAGACCUCGAAGGACUGCCGCCGCAUGUCAUUGCCGUUGACGAGCUGAGCCCGCUGAGGGAUGAGGGUAUAGCGUACUGUCGGAAGCUCAGUGCAGCAGGAGUGAGAGUCUGCGGUCAUGUGAACAUAGGUCACACUCAUGCGGCGGGCCUUAUAUUCCGACAAGCGUUGGCGGAGGCAAACAGAACAGCAGUGAAAAACAUUGCUGCCUUUACCAAGUCUGCAUAG
This is a messenger RNA of Pseudocercospora fijiensis CIRAD86, 1152 nucleotides long. RefSeq lists its product as uncharacterized. Gene Ontology annotation, molecular function: hydrolase activity. Bases 1 to 1152 code for a protein of 383 amino acids. Lineage: Eukaryota; Fungi; Ascomycota; Dothideomycetes; Mycosphaerellales; Mycosphaerellaceae. The record is from RefSeq and is a predicted model, not a curated record. The transcript has a single exon.